This is a messenger RNA of Galleria mellonella (greater wax moth), 1783 nucleotides long. RefSeq names its product solute carrier family 35 member F6 (gene Tango9). Gene Ontology annotation, cellular component: membrane; intracellular membrane-bounded organelle. The record is from RefSeq and is a predicted model, not a curated record. The coding region runs from base 206 to 1321 and encodes 371 amino acids. NCBI's taxonomy places the organism in Eukaryota, Metazoa, Arthropoda, Insecta, Lepidoptera, Pyralidae. The transcript is spliced from 8 exons.
CAACAUGUUUGAGAUUACAUACUCGUAUUUUGUAAUUUGUUUUCAAAUUGUUUUUCUAUCAUCAACCAUCUGCUUGUAAAUACGUUUAUUUUGUGUUCAAUUUGUUUUAAGUGGCAAUAAUAGACAUAGAAAAUAACUAUUAUUUUAGUGAAAUAAUAAAAAGUUUUAUUAUUGUUUAUCAGAUAUCAAGUCCGUACUAUCAACAAUGGCGUGGUCGGGAUAUCAGAAGUUUCUAGCAUCGAUGAUGGUUGUAACGGGUUCAAUCAAUACCCUAUGCACAAAAUGGGCUGACAAAUUGGAAGCUAAAGGCUCCGAUGGAGUAGUCCGAGAGUUUGAGCAUCCGUUUUUACAAGCUGCAGCUAUGUUCUUGGGAGAAAUGUUGUGCUUGCUCACCUUUAAAGUUAUAUUCCGAUUAGUCGGCGGAGACCAGUCAUUAACACGGGGCGAUCAAAACUUUAAUCCUUUCAUACUUAUGCCAGCCGCCAUGUUUGAUUUAAUCGGUACCUCCAUAAUGUACAUAGGAUUGACCUUGACAUAUGCAAGCAGUUUUCAAAUGUUCCGAGGCUCUAUUAUAAUAUUUGUGGCCAUGCUCUCUAUGACUUUCUUAGACAGGACGAUACUGAAGCGGGAGUGGGCAGGCAUUCUCAAUGUUAUCAUCGGUUUAAUAAUAGUGGGAGCGACCGACGCCAUUUUCCAGUCCAGCGGCGAAUCCAAGGGCAGGAACAGCCUGAUCACAGGCGACCUACUCAUAAUUGUAGCACAGGUCAUUAGCGCCUGUCAGAUGGUGUAUGAAGAGAAAUAUGUCGCAGGGUUGAACAUCCCACCAUUGCAAGCGGUCGGCUGGGAAGGCGUGUUCGGCUUUUCUGUGCUGUCCGUGUUGCUAGUAAUAUUCUAUUGGAUACCAGCACCACCGCACUUUGGAAAUAACGCGAGGGGCACGGUCGAAGACGCGAUCGAUGGACUCGUGCAAAUAAGCAAUAACCCGGUUCUGCUAGCUGCCAUAUUGGGUACGAUAGUGUCCAUAGCGUUCUUCAAUUUCGCCGGCAUAAGCGUCACCAAAGAGAUGUCCGCCACUACACGAAUGGUUUUAGACUCUAUACGGACAUUCGUCAUAUGGAUGGUCUCCCUCGCCGUGAGGUGGCAGGACUUCCACUGGCCACACCUCAUCGGAUUUGCUGUCCUGAUAUUGGGCACGGCGAUGUACAAUGGUCUGGUUAAAAUUCCACCCUGCCGUCGGAACAGGCCUGAACACGAAAGGGUACCAGAAAGCGAGGUGGUCAACACAGCCGCGGACAGACCUGGGACUGAAGGUCAAGCGUAGAUACCCCAAUAAGGUAUACCAAGGUGACCAGUAUUCGUGAUUUGUAUAACUUUCCAAAUAAUAAAUUUUUUGACGUUAUCAAUAUAGUCACAGACAGGUCUAAAACUAAGGCUGAAGCAUAGUCACCCUAAUGAAAAUAAUGGUAAUAGGUAUACCAAGUUUAUCCGCGUGCAUGAAACCAUACAACUUCACCAAACUACCGCGUACAGGUUCAAAAAUAAGGGUGAAGCGUAAACCUAAAUAAAUCAAGCUUACCAAUAUUCAUGAAACCGAAUAACGUUCUGAAAACAAUCAUAUUUAAAUAAUAUAAAACAAACGAGCACCUCUAUUUCCCCACUCAUAUCUUGUGAACGGUGCUCUGGAUUUUGAUAGUGGCUUCACUGUCAUUUAGGUUUCUUUUUUUAAAAAAAAAAAAAAGGUUUUAUGUCUUUCCUUUUGCACCUAUCAGAAUCUAAAGGAGAU